Messenger RNA from Vespula vulgaris, 600 nucleotides. RefSeq names its product cuticle protein 7-like. The record is from RefSeq and is a predicted model, not a curated record. Gene Ontology annotation, cellular component: chitin-based extracellular matrix. The coding region runs from base 37 to 567 and encodes 176 amino acids. The transcript has 2 exons. Gene Ontology annotation, molecular function: structural constituent of chitin-based larval cuticle. Lineage: Eukaryota; Metazoa; Arthropoda; Insecta; Hymenoptera; Vespidae.
CGUUCAAACUCGUUGUACGUAUACGAUCGAAUCAGGAUGAUGAAAGGGAUAUUAUUAUCCGGUUUAUUGUGUUGCCUGAUUUUAAAAAGUUCUGGUCAGCCAGUAAUGAACGUACUUCUUGGCUAUCAGGAUAGUCUAGGUCAGUAUAGCUUUGGCUAUAGUACACUUCAUUCAGCUAGAUCAGAGAUCAAAACUGUAAACGGUGUAAUACGUGGUGCAUACAGCUACGUCGAUGACAAUGGCGUAAUACAAACUACCGAGUACGUUGCUGACGAUGAUGGUUUUCAUGUAAUAUCUACGAAUCUUCCACAGUCACCACUUCCGGUUGAAGAUACCGCUGAAGUAUUAGCUGCUCGUAAAGCUCAUUUGGAAGCUUUUCUAAUCGCCGUAAAAAUGACUAAAGAUACUGAAAACAAGAAGGUUACAAACCUAUCGAAAAAGAUCGUUGAGCAAAUUUUACAAAUCGACAAUGAGAAAAUCGACGAUGAUAAAAUCUUGAGGACACAUUACGAUCAGGUUUUUUCUUUAUACUUUUCUUCACAUUAUCGACCUUACAAGAUCGAUUAAAUAUUAUUUCCCGACAAAUUUCAUGCGGAGAUG